Messenger RNA from Trichoderma virens Gv29-8, 786 nucleotides. RefSeq lists its product as uncharacterized. The record is from RefSeq and is a predicted model, not a curated record. The transcript is spliced from 2 exons. Bases 1 to 786 code for a protein of 261 amino acids. Lineage: Eukaryota; Fungi; Ascomycota; Sordariomycetes; Hypocreales; Hypocreaceae.
AUGUCCAACAAAGGGAUUCACGUCACUUCCCUCGUCAAAGACCUUCGACAACCUUGGGCUUCUGGAGACCUUGUGAUAUUACUACUCAACUGUUGCUUUGACGCAAAUCCCUCAGCUACUGCAGGAAUAUAUCUAAAGCGCCUCGGCGGAGAUCGCUAUGCUCGAGCCCGAGGAAAUGAGUUAGCUAGGGUCCAUUCGGACUCUCAUACUAUUCUAGCUUCCAUAUGCGGAAUCAAGAGCACCUCGGAUAUCAUUGGGCUAUACCUUGAAGAGCCUUGGACUACGAUGGCAAGAGUACUCGAGGAGCACCUCGAGGAAGAGAGAUCUCAAAUGGGAUCUGAAUUAGUCAGGAAACGCUAUCAGAAUGCCUUUUAUUUGAAACGAAACCUCCUCCAAGGCAGUAGACUGUUCCCUGGAUCCCAGCUUCGUCAGAUGCUGAUUAUGGAUUCGCACGAAAUCUGGCGCUCUUUUCGAUUCGACGGCAAAAGUCAUGAUGGCGAUCUCGUCAUAAAAACGUAUCCCAACUUCAAAGCGGUGUUGGUGUUUGAGUCCUCUAGACGCAAGACCUCAUUUCUUCUCUUCUUGGUAGCCAGAGAUAACAACGGGAAUUACGAACAUGACAUUGAUGCUGUUUCUCUCACUCCCGAUGACGCGAGAGAUUGGCAUCAGAAUCUCUCUACAGUAGAAGAGUUUAUACAGACAAAGACAAGGUUCCAAGCUCGCCAGACGACUCCAAGCAUCAAGGUAUCGCUGUCGCCAGUUAUUUUGAACAUGACAAGCCACUAA